AUAUAUGAGGGUGGUGGUAGGUAGGGUAUGUCUAAGUCUAAAUCUAUAAAUAAUAUGUAAGGGAAAAGAUAGACGGAAAGAAUGAUGUGGAGGUAGUAGGAUUAAAUGUUGAAGUUGAAGCCGGAGUAAAGAUUCGGAGGGGGGUGGAGGGGCACGCUAGGACGAAUCGGGUAAUAUAUAAGAUCUGGCGUGGGGUUGUAGAUGCCUCAGACAUCCACGUGGGAGUCUUGUUUCUACUAUCUUCAUUGCAGUAUGGCUAGGAUCUCUUAUUCGGAUCUGAUAUACUAUGAGCUCGAUGGCACAAACUAAUGAUUACAUUCUUCUACUCGACAACCGACUGUUCUCCGGGUGCCUGUCUAUCGCUAUACACACUUUCUGGGUACUAUAGAGAAUGCGCCGCUUCGAAAGAAUCUACGAUGUGGUAGAGCCUGUUGAAGAAUACCGUCAAGGGGGAUACCAUCCUGCGCAUCUUCACGAUGUGUUCCACCAAAGAUACGAAGUUAUUGGGAAGCUAGCAUAUGGCCAAUACUCGACGGUAUGGCUUGCAAAGGACCAACUAAAAGAUUCCCAACAAGUGGUACUGAAAAUACUAAAAGCAGAAGCAUCCCAAGACAACAAUAGGGAGCUUUCAAUCCUUCUUACCCUCUCAGAUUCCAAUUCAGAUCAUCCUGGAAAUAAACAAAUAGUUGAACUACUCGAUCAUUUCUACACCAAAGGACCGAAUGGAACUCACUUGUGUCUUGUUCUCCCUACGAUGAUAUCUGACGGGGCAGCAAUGACGGUCAGUGGAAGUCCGCGGGAAGUCAGCUACAUACGGGCUAUUUCUCGUCAGCUUUUGCUGGGACUUGACUUCCUACAUCAGUCAGGUAUUGUACACUGUGAUCCUCAACCGGCAAAUAUUCUCUUUUCAGUGGCUGGGGGUACAGACAUGGAGGCGUUAUUACAGCCUCCUGAGUUCAGUCCCGUUAAGUGGUUAGAAAGAAUUAAUGCAGACGAUAGUGCUCCUAAGUAUUUGGUGCCUAGUCAAAGGCGAAGAGGCCAGUUGAGUGAUGCACAUUUCUCAGCACUGGAGGUCAGGAUUGGGGAUUUUGGCGGAGCUCAAUAUGUUCAACACUGUGAUGAAAAACCAGUGACACCUUUGGGCUUGCGCGCACCUGAGCUGUUUAGAAAGACCCGGGAUACUUCAAUUGAUACUACGCUGGAUAUCUGGGCAUUGGGAUGUUUGAUAUUCAAACUAGCAACGAAUGAGCCACUGUUCCCUCUGGACACGUUCGGCAUCACACGAGAGGAGAUAGACAAUGACCACGGUAUUCUUAUUGAGAAACGACUCGGUUCGAACAAUCAGGACGGGGACUUCGCAGAAUACCUACGCGAACGGUUACCCGAGAAUUUUGGUGCUAAGAAUGCGGAGAGCCUCGCCUCGUUCCUUCUACUUAUGUUGCAAAUAGACCCUCGCGAACGUUUAUCUGCAGAACAGCUACUUCAGACACCCUUCAUGACGGAUGAUUGCUGAAGGACUUUUAUUACUGUGCUCACUUGCAGAAUACGGUAUUAUGAAAUCUGUUUGUUGUGAAAGAAGCUUUGGCAAUCAAAUAUUAUUGUACACAUUAAGUUACUGCCAUUUCUUAUUUCAGUAAAAAUCA
Aspergillus piperis CBS 112811 is the source of this 1643-nucleotide messenger RNA. Its product is annotated as serine protein kinase. Gene Ontology annotation, molecular function: protein kinase activity; ATP binding. Gene Ontology annotation, biological process: spliceosomal complex assembly; protein phosphorylation; regulation of mRNA processing. The coding region runs from base 392 to 1513 and encodes 373 amino acids. The record is from RefSeq and is a predicted model, not a curated record. The transcript is spliced from 5 exons. Lineage: Eukaryota; Fungi; Ascomycota; Eurotiomycetes; Eurotiales; Aspergillaceae.